Molecule: messenger RNA, 2991 nt
Organism: Tachysurus vachellii
Lineage: Eukaryota; Metazoa; Chordata; Actinopteri; Siluriformes; Bagridae
Gene: agtr2
Product: angiotensin II receptor, type 2
Exons: 3
Coding region: 229-1356 (375 amino acids)
Biological process (GO): immune response; G protein-coupled receptor signaling pathway
Cellular component (GO): membrane
Molecular function (GO): G protein-coupled receptor activity
Source: RefSeq, a predicted model, not a curated record
UCCAGGUUCUGUGCUAAUGUACGCUACAGAAACACAACCUUUUUUAGCAAUCAGUAAAAGUUCACAUGGCUCAGGAGAAGACAUCUCUGCAGCAACAUACAGUUUGGAAGAAGAUGAACAUCUGUUGGUAAUUUCAGCUCCAGGAAAAACUUCACGAGGGAAUCGAGGAUCAGAGAAACGAUCCCUGAUAUUUCCACCCAAUCACAGUGAACCUCACUCUGAUUCACCAUGGAUUCAGACUCCUCCUCCCUUAAUCUGAGCACAGUGAGCGAUCCAACGUCCCUCAAUGACGUCUCGAACCAGUCGUGCGAUUAUCUCUCGCUUUCCACCCUUCACUACCAGAAGACCCUCAUUCCUGUUAUUUACUUUCUAAUCUUCAUCCUGGGUUUUCUUGGGAACACGCUAGCAGUGUGUGUGCUAGGUCAGAAGUCGCUGAGGUGCACUGUUGCUAACACGUACCUGUUGAACCUGGCCCUGUCCGACCUCGUCUUUCUUAUCGGCCUUCCGUUCUGGGCGGUGCAUUACCUCCGAGAUUACGACUGGCCAUUUGGUUGGUUCAUGUGCAAGCUGUGCAGCUCUUUGACCUCACUAAACACCUAUGCUAGCAUCUACUUCAUCAUGGGAAUGAGCAUCGAUCGGUAUCGCGUCAUCGUCUACCCUCUGCAGUCACACUGCACCGAGACUGUGUAUCACGCCAGGACCGUGUUUCAUGCCAGGUGUGUGUGUGCCGUGAUCUGGGUCCUAGCGACUCUCACCACCAUUCCGGCACUUGUUUUCCGGGAAACACAUUACUCUACCGAGUAUAAUAUCACAGCCUGUGCGAUGAAUUACCCGAACAUGCACUGGCACGGGAUGCUAACGCUUGCUAAAAACACCUUUGGCUUUCUGAUCCCUUUUAUAGUCAUAGCAACAUGCUACAGCCGAAUCAGGUGUCACCUGCUAGCCUCCCCGGAGCUGGUGGAACCUGAUCCAUCACGUCUAGAGCGUGUUCGCCGCGUUGCAUUUGCCAUAGUUAUGGCGUUCUUCCUCUGCUGGUUCCCAUUUCACACGCUGUCCUUCAUGGGCGUGUUGCAGGAGCUCGGCGUGAUCUGGAGCUGUAAAGUUCAGCAGGUGAUGAGCAUCGUGUUCGCGCCGGCGCUCUGCCUCGGCUUCGCCAACUCCGCCAUCAACCCGCUGCUCUAUUGUUUUGUGGGGAACCGAUUUCGGCAGCAGCUGCGCCGCCUCUGGGAGGCAAAAAUGCAAAAGAUCGGAAAGCAGAGGAGUGACUCUGUGAGCAUGCAGAUCAGCUCAUUCUCAAGAAAACUCAGUGAGACCAAAGAUACAAUGGCUUCUGUUAGUGUGGAGGACAAACUGUAAUUUAUACACAUUACAGGGUGGAACUUUACGCUGAAGGACAUUGCAGGUUAAAGCUGUUAAUGACUGAGGCUAAUGAUGUGACUGUCUUUUAUAUGGACACAUCAAGUUGACAGCAGACAUGGAAAUAGCAAACAUCUGCAGGUUCUGACAUUGUAAGAAACAUCACAGCUAUGAAGAAGUGAACCCCAGAAUAAUGAGUGAACUCACAAUCAGGACAAAAUCAACACAAAAUAGUGCCUCACAUCCACCUACCUUAACACGCCCAAAAACCCUCCUGCCCCACCCACCCCUUUGUCCCCCUAAAGCCUCCUGCCCCACCCACCCCUUCUUCCCCAUAAACCCUCAGUCCCACCCACCCCAUCCUCCCCCUUGUUGUACUGCAUUGAAAGUGGUUCCCAUUUAAUUUAGCCCCCUAUGUAGUGCACUAGAAGCCAGAUAAGUUACUUAAGACACAAAAAUAUACAUAUAAAAACAUCUAAAUAUAUAAUCUGUAUAAAGGAUGCAAUGUUUCACUGUUUUCAUUUACAUUGUUUAAUGAUUUAUAACCUGAAUGUAUUUAGCAUGUCAUGUAUGCUAGCGUUUCAGGGACGCAAAGUUAUGCUAAAUCAUGCUAAUAUUUAUAAUGUUUAUAUUUAUAACGGUGGUUGUUCAUCGUUAAAAGCUGUGGUUAGAGCACAAUAAAGGCAUGUUAGAAAAAGAGUUAGAGGGACGAUGAGCUAGCUAAAUGAUCAUGUUGAUGCUCAGGUAAGAGAAGGAGUCAUAUGUUCGCUCGUUCAUUUGUUCACUCGUUCACACUGGCGUCUGACACUCCAGCUUCCUGUUUGGACAAUUUCUCGGGGCCUUGCAGUGCCUGGGGCCGCUAAGCAUAGAAGAAUGUUAGCAAUGUUACAAAAUUUCACAGAAUGCAUGACAUCACCAAUCACAGCUACACACACACACACACACACACACACACACACACACACACAGAUAAGACCUCUGAGUAAUAAUACUCUGUGUUUUAUGGACAGAUUUAUUGUUUUGAGCUGCUUUUCUUGGCUAAUCUGCUGGCAGGUUUUGUGUGUGUGUGUGUGUGUGUGUGUGUGUGUGAGUGUGUGUGUGUAUACAAGUUUUCUUUUAGUCCUGGUAUUAACCCUUUGUGGCAAAAGUUUGUGAAAGAACCACAUUGGAAUGAAGAUCAGGUUUCUAUGGUAUUAUAGUAAAGUGUAGAAAUAUGGGGAAAAAAUUAAAUAUAAAAAUACAUAAAAACAAACAAAAACAAAUAAACAUCUUUUUCUUUUAAAAUCUUUUAAAAAUGUUUUAUUUCUGAUCUCUUCAUUCCUAUACAUAUGUCUGAUAUACUGCACUGUUCCUGUUGUGUGUAAGACACAGUUAUUAACAAAGCCACAGACAAACAUGUGUUAGCUCAGAGGUCACGGUGUUGGACUGAUCAGAAGCUUGUGGAUCUGAACCCCUGCUGAGCCCCUGAGCAAGGCCCUUAAUGUUCAGUUACUCUGUUCUAUAAAAUGUAUGUUGCUCUGGAUAAGGGCAUCUCCUAAGUGCUAAACCACCUGAACCACCCCACCACUGCCUCCGUGUCCAGCUCCAAGUGUUUCAGCUCUGUGUGUUUUAGCUCUGAGUGUUUCAGUGUUUCAG